This is a messenger RNA of Coccinella septempunctata (seven-spotted ladybird), 1071 nucleotides long. RefSeq lists its product as uncharacterized. NCBI's taxonomy places the organism in Eukaryota, Metazoa, Arthropoda, Insecta, Coleoptera, Coccinellidae. The record is from RefSeq and is a predicted model, not a curated record. The transcript has 2 exons. Bases 599 to 997 code for a protein of 132 amino acids.
UUUUCUUGAUCUCAAUCGUCAAAUACCUCCGUGCGGAGUAAAUCAAUUUAAGCUUGAAAAAAGCUGAUCUCGUAAUCUGGGAUACAUGGUCUGAAAAAUUGAGCUCUCUAUCAAUCAAUAGACCCAGAUCUCUAGCACUGUCAUAUGCCUUCAGCUUUACUCCCUCUACACAUAUGUUCAAACUGUUCACAAUAUUCUCAUAAUCUCUCUUGCCCGUAAAGACCAACAUUUUACUUUUAUCUGGGUUUAUGUUCAGAUUAUGGUGCAGUGAAAUAUUCCUUAAAACCUCCAAGUCCGAAUUUAUUCUGUCAGAAGACAGCAAUAUGUCCUCCGGCAAGAACCUGAAUAACAAUUGCGCAUCAUCAGCAAAUAGUUCGACCAUGCAAAAUUUCAACCUAGAAAAAACAUCGGCUGUGUAGAUGAUGUACAUCAGAGGACCAAGAAUAGAUCCCUGUGGAACUCCAGCCAAAACAUCCCUCCUGCUAGAAAGCCUAUCACCAACCCUUAUAGUCUGCGUACGGAGUGCCAGAAAUGAAGAUAUCAAAGAAAGCGAAGAGAAAGAGAAACCAUAGUAUUUCAGCUUCGCACACAACAACUUAUGAUUGAUAGUGUCGAAGGCUUUGCUGAAAUCCAGCAGAACGAGUACAUCUAUGAAUCCCCGAUCAAGAUCACGGAAAAUAGCAUCAGUCACCGACAGGAGACAUGUAGCCGUGCUACAUCCCUUCCGAAAGCCAGACUGAUAGGAAGGACCUUCGGCAAGGGAACCCCAACAGCAGUUUUCCAGGUGGUCGGAAAUACACCUUUAAGAAUGCAACUAUUCACUAGGUGCAGUAUGAAGGGAUCAAUAAAUGGCCUACAAAAAUUGAGCAUCCCAAUGUCUAUAGAAUCUGCACCCAUUGACUUGGUCUUGAUAUCAUUAAGCAAAUCGGUAACCAAUGCCUGCUCUACAAUGUGGAAGUCAAACGACAAUGACCGGUCAAACUUAUUUUCAUUAUAGAAGGAAGUUCUCUCCAUACAUAAUGCAUCAUUCGUGGUGGCAUUAAAUUGUGCAAAAUAAUCAUUAAUUACUUC